AUGUUUCACUUAAUCAUAUACACAGAAGAGAACGUCAGCAACGUUAAACAGUUUUUGACCUAUUUUGAAAAUAUAUAUGAUCACAAUGGAAUCAAACUUUCAAAACAGUGUACUGAUAAGAGUAAUUUAGAAUAUGAUGAUAAUAAAAUUGACUCUUGGUUAUUUAAGGAAAAAGUUGAUAACAAGAAAACAAAGGAAAAAGUUGAUAACAAGAAAACAAAGGAAAAAGUCGAUAGCAAGAAAACAAAGGAAAAAGACAAUAUAGAAUUGAUGUACCAUUUAUAUGUAAGUAGAAGAAAGAUACACUAUUAUACCUCGAACUUCUUACAAUUGUACAUAAACAAUGCUAGUAACCUGGACUUAUACUUAAUCGAAAAGGAUGAAGAACCAUCCUUAGACGAUAUAAACGGGGCAGGUAAUAUGAUAGGAAGUAGUCAUAUAGAGAAUAAUGGAAAUUGCAACGAUGAUGUCAAUGGUCGAGCAAACGGCGGAGGUAGCGGUGGAGGUAGCGGUGGUGGUAGCGGUGGUGGUAGCGGUGGUGGACGAAUAAACGGCGGCGGCAAUUCCAAUGGCCGUAAAAAAGAGAAAAAAGAAAAAAGGGUUAGUAAAGAAGAUCAAUGGAGGAACUGCGAUCCAGUUAAUGAUUAUACCCCUGUUGAAAUUAAUUUACCACUACAUAGAUCCCACAUGUUAUUUCUUCUAACCUUACCCAUGUACUUUUCUUUUUAUGAUUUUUUUUCUCUUAUACAUGACUAUUUCGAUUUCAUCGUUCAAGUAAAAAUUUUUUAUGUAAAAAGUAAAUUUUCCUUUUUAAAAAAGAAUGUUUUACUUUUACCAUUUGAUGAUACAAGCCACUUUUCAAAAGGGGGGAUGGUUGUACCUCCUUUUUUAAAUUAUGUUCACAGUGGUUAUAGCAGUUACGGUAGUUUCAUCGAUAAGGGUAAGGAAAAGUUUAUAAAUGGGGAAGAUCAGAAGAAUGAAAAAAAAAUGAAAAUAAAAAAUAAUCAAGAAAAGGGUAAAAAUAAGCGGGAAAAAACAGAAACAAAAAUUAGACCGCGAGUGAGUAGAAAUAUAGAAGAAGCGGAAGAUAAACGUGAAGAUCAUUCGAAGAAUGAAAAUAAUUUUAGUUAUAAUAAUCUUUACGAUAAUGUGAAUGAGUUUAUGGGGCACAGAUAUAACUUGAAUAACUCAUCUAGCGACAAAUAUCCCCUUGAAGGGGAAGAAAAAGGUAGACAAAACAAUUUUAAUAAGAAAAGAGAAAAGCACCUCCGUAGGGGUUUCUCCAGUAGUGGGGGUAGCUGUGGUCUUAGCGGAAUCAGUAACAGAAGCAGUAGUAGAAGUAGCAGUAGUAGUAGCAGUAGCCGUAGCAGUAGCCGUAGCAGUAGCCGUAGCAGUAGCCGUAGCAGUAGCCGUAGCAGUAGCCGUAGUAGUAGCAGUAGCAGUAGUAGUAGUGAUGAUCGCAGUGGGGGGUGCACAGAUGAGGAACGACGAGGGGGCAGUUCUUCACAGGAAUUCCCCAACUCACAGGAAGGAAUGCAAAGUUACUCUAAAAUGGUAAAUGGUACAGCGAGAAGGUGUUCAGUGGAGUUAUCAAACCGUCUCUAUAUGAACAGCUGUGAUGAUUAUGUACCAUCAGAAUGUAUAGUUAAUAGAUUAUAUGAUGGGGAGUCUAACUAUUUAACGAGCGCUUCCUUACACACAGACCUGAGUGAAUGUACUACAAAUAAUUUCAUAACAGAAAGAAAUAAAUACUCAUUCAAAAGGCGUAAUGAAGCGAAUAAUGGAAAAUCUAGUGCUCUGUUAAGAUAUACCACUUCUAAUAUGAUAGAUGGAAAUGGAAAACAGCGAAAAAAAGGAUAUAAUGAUAAGUCUUCAUACAAUAUAGAAGAACGUAUACACAUGUACAAAAAGAUGUAUAAUAUUGUAAUGAAAAAUUUAAAAAAAAAAAAAAUAAUAGAAUGUUACUCUGUAUUAAUUAUAUUCAAAACACAGAUAUAUGCAGAUAUGUUUUAUAAAAAUUUUCAUUGUAAAAAUUUAAAGUUAUGGAUGAAGGAAAAGAAGAAAAUGCAAACAUCUAAUUUUAAUUAUCAUAUUUUUGAAAAUUGGUAUAUAUACUUCGUAUUUGUUAACUCCGUAUAUUAUAUAGUUCAGAAUGCAUAUGAUUCUAAGGAGAUAAAUACUGACUGCUCCACGAAAGAACAGACACACACUUGUACGUUAGGUGCUUCAGUAAAAAAGGAGGACUACUCUGAGAUCGGCGGUAACAUAAACCAGAACGUGUGCAGAAAUGUAAGUACCGAUGUAAGCAUCGAACUAAUCAGCAGGGUAAACCCCGAGGAAAGUCGUGGAAGGAGGGGCGAACUGAAUAAUAAACCAAAUAGGGGAGAUGCAAUACUGGAUAGUCAUGUCAAAAAGAACGAAAAUGUGGAAUGCUAUAGCUACAAAAUAGAGGAUAUCAGGGGAAGAGAUUCCCACGAUUCACAUACUGAUGGCACUUUUGUAGAUAGAAAAAAUGAUGAAAUUUGUAUAGCCAAGAAAAAAAAAAAAAAAAAAAAAAAAAAAAAGAGAAGGAGAAGGAGAAGGAGGAAGAGAAGGAGAAGGAGGAAGAGAAGGAGAAGAAGGAAGAGAGGAAGAGAAGAGAGGAGAAGGAAGAGAAGGAGAAGGAGAAGAGAAGAAGGAGAGAAGAAGGAGAGAGAAGGAGAAGAAGGAAGAGAAGGAGAAGGAGGAGAGAAGGAGAAGAAGGAAGAGAAGGAAGAAGAAGAGAGAAGAGGAAGAGAAGGAGAAGAAGGAAGAGAAGGAGAAGAAGGAAGAGAAGGAGAAGGAGGAAGAGAAAUAGCAAGAGGAAGUGAAAUAGCAAGAGGAAGUGAAAUAGCAAGAGGAAGUGAAAUAGCAAGAGGAAGUGAAAUAGCAAGAGGAAGUGAAAAGGAAAAAAGUUUUACAAACAAUAACAUAUUGAAUGAAAGAGAUUCGUUGAAUGACAUUUCCAGUACACAUCUUUUCGACAUAAACGAUUAUGAAAAUUUCCUCAGUACCAUUAUUGUAGAUUCAAAUGUAUGCAUAUCUACCUGCCUAAUAUGUAUAGAACGGCUAGAUAAUGAAAUGUAUUUUAUAUUAACAAGAAAUAAAAAAUGGAACUAUAUUAAAAGAAGAAAUGAUAACUAUUAUGAGUUUAUCAAUCUGUCAUGCAACGUGUGUACUAUGAUCUUUUUUUAUGAUAUUGUUUCGAGGCUGAUUAGUAGCUACUCUUUGGCUGAAAUGACAAAGGACCUUUAUCUGGGCGGUGGUGAGAACGACAAUAACGUAAUGCUUCGAACAUGCCUAGGGGGCGAAGGGAAGCCUCCCCAGGAAGAAACACAACAUAAAAAAGUAGAUCCGAGAGAAGCACAACAGAGAGAAGUAGAUCCGAGAGAAGCACAACAGAGAGAAGUGGAUCAGAGAGAAGCACAACAGAGAAAAGUAGAUUCGAGAGAAGCACAACAGAGAGAAGUGGAUCAGAGAGAAGCACAACAGAAAAAAGUAGAUCCGAGAGAAGCACAACAGAGAGAAGUAGAUCCGAGAGAAGCACAACAGAGAAAAGUAGAUUCGAGAGAAGCACAACAGAGAGAAGUAGAUUCGAGAGAAGCACAACAGAGAAAAGUAGAUCCGAGAGAAGCACAACAGAGAGAAGUGGAUCAGAGAGAAGCACAACAGAAAAAAGUAGAUCCGAUAGACGCACCGAUUGGCACCCCCUCUCACCAAACACACUACAAAGGACUCUCAAAAAAAAAGGAAAAUAAAAUACGCAAAAUAUUAAAAGUGAACGAACUAAUGACCACGUUAAAAUGCAAGCACUGUAAUAACACGGACGAUAUAUGGUUAUGUUUGAUUUGUUCGAAUAUAGGAUGCGGGAGAUAUCAAAAGAGUCAUGCUAAGAUACAUAGUGCCAAGUACAAUCAUCAUUAUUGUAUUAAUUUGAAAACAAAGAAAAUAUGGAGCUAUAUACAAGAUUCAUUCAUAGAAGAGAAAUUAGAAAGACAGAGUGAACAGAGAGAAGGUGCAAGGUAUAUCUUCAAUUCAGACCAUAGCGAUUACAAUAAUAGCGUCUACUACUAUGCAGAUCAUUAUAUAAACGAUGAAUUACAUAGGAACAUAAACGGUAUUCAAAAUGGUGUUCUAAACAAUGUUCAACAUUCCAACGAAGGAUUAUUCAACGAAACAAUAGAUUUCGUUGUAGACACAUUGUAUGACUAUAACAGUCAUAUAUAUUAUAAAAUAGUGGAUAUAUUUGCAAAUGAUAUAUACAUAAGUGAUAGUCUAAAAAACGAGCUCUUAUACAUUCUCUACUCACAGUUAUCAUAUGAGUCAAAUAUUUAUAAUAACGCGCUAAUUGAGCUGCAAUAUAAAUAUCUAAAUAAUUUUGAACAAAAGAAAAAAGUAGUAAAAAAUGUUAAUGACAAAAUAAAUGAAAUUAAAAAUCAAAAUAAAGAAAUGGAAUCGUUUCUUCGUUCCAUUGAUAAGUCUAUAAAAGCUAAAAAUAAUGAAAAAAUGCAAAUACAAGAAAAAAUUAAAUUCUUCCGGGAUCUCAACAGCAAUAUAAUAACUCAGAUGAAGUGUCAAAUGGGUCAAGCAGUGGGAAGUACAGAACAGGUGGGAAAAACAGAAGGGACCAUAGGACAAAGGAGAAAAGAACGAAAGGGCAAAGAACAAAAGGGCAAAGAAAACAACAAGGGAGAAGACAAUGAUACCAAGAAAAUAAAAAGAUUGGACGAAACUAUAACAAACUUACAGGCGCAAGUGGACAAUUUGUUGAAAGACUUAUAG
Messenger RNA from Plasmodium malariae, 4800 nucleotides. Its product is annotated as ubiquitin carboxyl-terminal hydrolase, putative. NCBI's taxonomy places the organism in Eukaryota, Apicomplexa, Aconoidasida, Haemosporida, Plasmodiidae. Gene Ontology annotation, molecular function: zinc ion binding. The record is from RefSeq and is a predicted model, not a curated record. The coding region runs from base 1 to 4800 and encodes 1599 amino acids. The transcript has a single exon.